This is a messenger RNA of Sarcophilus harrisii (Tasmanian devil), 6570 nucleotides long. It is a transcript of the gene KRCC1, whose product is annotated as lysine rich coiled-coil 1. Gene Ontology annotation, molecular function: zinc ion binding; nucleic acid binding. The transcript is spliced from 6 exons. The record is from RefSeq and is a predicted model, not a curated record. Lineage: Eukaryota; Metazoa; Chordata; Mammalia; Dasyuromorphia; Dasyuridae. Bases 3984 to 5588 code for a protein of 534 amino acids.
AACUCAGGAAGAUUGAUUCCAAGCCCAGUGCUUUAUUCACUGCACCACCCAGGUGUCUAGUCAGGUCGGACAUCUCCCCUCUCCCCCAAAAAAAUUAAUGUUGGGGGGAGGGAGGAGGCAAAGCACACAAUUUUCUACAUUCUUGCCUUAUAAUAGUAGAAUAAUUUUAGAGGAGGUGGAGGACAACAUAGACAUGGGACAUUAGAAAUGUGUGUGCACGCAGAAAACUUAUUUCUUUUAUAGAUGUGAGAAAAUAAUAAAAGACCUGAAUUAUUAGCAAGGAGGCAACGUGGAGUAGUGGAUGGGAUCAGAAAGAUCUGGGUUCAUUGUGACCAUGGAAAAUUAUUUUCACUUUCAGAGCCCUAGAAUUCUCACUACAUCUAUAUAAGUUAUAGAUAAGUUGCUGACCGGUAUCAGCAAAGGGAGUUUACACACUAGAAGUCCCCCACAUGGAUGAAUUCACACGUCUGGAUCCUCCUGUCCCUCCAACAAAACAAAAGAUUCUACAAAAUCUAAAUCCUAAUUAUCACUGUUGGGCAGUGACUUGGGACAGUUCCUAUAAGGAAUAAGGAAUAGAACAAGUUAAUAUUCUUUCUCUGAUGCACUCUUAAUUAGGAUGUCAUUCCAUUUCAUUAGACUCAACUGUUCUUGUACCUCUAUCCAAACGUCAUUCGCCAGUGGCGAAGGAGAAGGAAGAAAGUGUUUGUCUUGCUCUUCGGAGGGCAUUUCUCCUUGUUAUAAAUCACAGCCUCCACAGUAAGAAAAAGGUUCUUGCUCAUAAUUCUCCACAGGCGCCCUGGGCUGGGUGCAAAGGAUGCAGAGAAGCUCAAAACUAACUGACUUAAUCCAGGGGAGCUUAGCAUCUAGUUGGGAAGAAGCCCCUUAUCAAGGACUGCUACAGGAUGUCAGAAAAGGAACCUGGGGGGCAUUAAGAGGGAGCCUCCAGAGGAACCCUGAGUCAUAGCAGUCUGCCUCAGGUGGGCAGCCCUUCAAGGUUUUCAAAGAGAUGUACAAUUGUUCUUACCACCCUGGGAUUUUAUAAGUGAGACAGAGACACCCAGACUGGGACUUGCCCAGGGUCAUACAGUCACAAAGUGUCAUAGGCUGGAAUCAAACUCAGAUCUUCCUGACCCAGGCCCAGGGUUGUCCACCCCAUGGCACCCAGUAACAGCCUCCCCAACCAGCUUUUGUCUCCCUCCGACCUCUGGAAUCAAACCCAAAGUGGAGCAUGGAAAGCCUUCACACAAGGUCCCUUCCCCCAGACUGUCCAGCUACAGGGACCCCUCCUCCAUGGCCUUGAGCCUCAUGUCUGCCUUGCUUCCUUCCGGACUAUUUCCAGGCCCACCAACCUCUGGCUGCUCUGUAUGCAUCUUAUAUGUAAAAAAGAGCUCCCUAAGGUCAGGGCUGGACUGGCUUUUCUUGGUACCUCCAGUACUGGGGUCAAGGUCAGGAAUCAAGUCCUCCACACAUAUUUGACCGAGUCAUCCAGCUUGGCGGGGCCUGGAUGCCAAAGUAAGGCACUGGGGCUUUACCUGUGAGAAGUGGGGAGCCAUUGAUGCUCAGGAGCAGGUUAACUAGGUGGAGUUGGCAGGAGGAGGGGCAAGCGGCUAGAGCAAAGAAGCUAUUAUAGUACACAGGGAUGAGCGCUCUCGAGUUAGACACAUGGAAAGGCUUGGGAAGAGAAGGAUAGUAAGACUCCUUAUUCAUGGAAUGGAGAUGAGCCCCAGCUUGUUCCUUGAGAUACCCAGAGGUUGAGGGUCCCAAGGUUCAGAUCUGAUUGUCACUCUCCCCCAUUCAAGGGCACAUAAAAGUGUCAGAAGUAACUCCCAGGCUACACUGCUUCUCUGAAGCAUGGUCAGGCUUCCUGGAUGUGGGGGGGUGAGGAUCUUCUGCCAACCAGAGAUACCGACUAUUCACAAAUAGGAAAGCCCCCAAAAGGGAUUGCUAUAAUGGAGAGAAACCUAGAUUUGGAUUGUGUUUUCUGGGAUAAUUCACUUAACCUCUGGCCCUCAGCAACCUCACCUGUUGAAGAGGGAUUUGUGGUUUUGAUGAUAUGUUGACCUCCCAUGAGAUGAGCAAACUGAGGCUAAAAAUGUUAAGUGAUCUGCCCAGGGUCCCACAAUCCUAAGGGCAGAAUUCAACUGGCCCCAUGUGGCUCUUUUUCUCCCCUCAGCACUGCCCAUUCAGUCCUACCCAGUUCUUCAAUGCUCUGGUUUCUCUGGAGCCUCAGAAAAGCUGCUUGCUUUCUAUUUCUAUUAAUGCGUGAUUCUAAACAUUUUCCACUGCAGUGAAUUUUAAUAGUCACCAGGGGGAGGCAUUUGCCUCUUUUUGAUGAGGGUUUUUUAAUGAAUUUUCAGGUCUGUUGCCCAGGGACAAUCAAGUUACACUUACUCAGUCUGACACUGGAGAAGACCUGAAAUGGGAGUUACUAUUCUGGGUAGUUUUUUUUUUUUCCUUGACUGGCUUUAGAGACGAUGCUAGAAGCCUAGUGUAGCAGAGUUGGUAGAGAUUUUCUCAUUGAACCUCCUCUCUGAAGGUUCAGAAGCCCAGACACUAAGGACCAAGGUCACCCUAUGGCAUUAGUGCAGCCAGAUCUACAGCCUCAUGCUGUAAAACAUUGCUCGUGUGAGCAUACCCUGAAAGCAUUGCUUCUGCUUGGAGGACCUUUCCCACCUAUGUCUGUCCCCCAGCUUCUCCUUUCUACUACUUGCUGCUCCUUCAGGACCAGGGACAAUUGCUGUCUUGCCAUGAAGCCUCCUUGGAUCUUCCUUCCAGAAGUAAUCUCUUCUAAACUCUCAGAGUAUUUUUGUGCUCUUACUUCCUACCAUGCAUUACAGGACUAGUUAACACCCCUUAUCUUCCUAUCAGGCUGCAAGAUUCUUGAGAUUACAGGCCAUAUCUUAUUCUCUAUAUUCCCAGUAAUACCUUGUAAAGGGCCUUUCACAUAGUGAAUGAUCAGUAAGUAUUUGUCAAAUAGCAAUGGAAACAUCAUAGGUUUAAAGCUAAUACCAGCUGGUCCAAACUACUCAUUGUACAGAUGAAGACACCAAGGCACCAGGAAAAUAAAUGACUUGUCCACAGAUAGUAGGGAGCAAAGCCAGGUUCCAAAAGAGGCCUUAUUUCUACUACCCCCCCCAACCCUGAAGUAUUUACAGUAUGUUAUAGAAAGCUUUGUGAGUGAUUUGUAUCACAUUUAGGCCAGCAAAUUCUUACACGAUAAAUUUUAGCUAUUAGGAGCUGAGAAUGGGAAUGUAAAUCACAAAUAUCAAUCCUGAGAUUAUCCACUUAAGUUAGGACAGUCCACAGUGAGAUAUCUUACAGUAUAAUUUCCACAUGUUAAAAAUGAAUUGUUCUUUGUAACUUUGAUAUGCUAGUGGGAGAAGUGUUUGGGUGGUGUCAUGUUUGUAUCAGCUACUGAGGAUGUGCGCCCACCUUUCUUAAAGUAGGUUUGUGGUUCCUUGUGACUCUCAGGUAAAUGGGUGGUAUAGUACUUAGAAAUUGUUGACUGUCUUAAAACAUACUUGCAUCUAGUUUGGUCAUCUGCUGGGAAACAGAAACAUCGAUGCCUGGUUUUCUGAACCCACAUCAGAAUUGUUGCAUAAGAAUACAAAUUGUUAAUUGUACUGUGAUAUUUAACCCCAGUUUGUGCCAGUUUUCCUAUAUGAAGGGUAGAAAUAAAUGCCUUCUCCACAUUUGUAAAGAGGGAAAGGGAGGGGGUGCAGUGGGGGUAAGGGUGGAGGUUGGGGAGUCAUGUGAAGUAGGUAACAGAGCCAGCCUUUGUGAUAACCUUUCAAUACAGCGACCCAGAGGUCACUAUUACUAUGCACAUGGCUUUCCUUUUCCCUUUCUUUAGCUCUUUGUUUCCUGCUGUUAAGAGAUUCUCAAAGUCUACAUUUUUUUUAAAAAGAAAAACCUUUGCAUAAUUUUCAAAAUUUGAGUUGAGGUAGUCUAUAGCAGCUAAUAGGGAAAGAGAAGAAGCUUCCAUGGUCUAUUCCCAUGAUUCCCUGUUUUACUCCCCUCCCUCCCCUUUUGUGCUUAUAGAUACUAUUUUGGAUGAACAUAAAAGGAAUGAACUUUUUACAGACAACUUUUGUAAAGUAUGUGGCGCAAUGCUACAGUUUGAAUCCCAAAGGAUUUCACAUUAUGAGGGCAAAAAACACGCUCAAAAGGUUAGACUUUAUUUCCAAAUUCAUGGGGAACAAAGUGAAGCCCAAGGGACUGAUAAAAGAGGGAAGCUGGAUUUUCUGACUCUGCAGACGGAUGGGAGUGGAGUGGUGGACAAAAACAAAUUUUGUGAUCUCUGCAACAUGAUUUUUAGUUCCCCAGUUGUUGCUCAGUCUCACUAUUUGGGGAAAGUUCAUGCCAAAAAGUUGAAGCAGUUAAUGGGAGAACAUGCUCAAACAUCUCCACCAAGUUCUCAGCCAGACAAGGCAGGUCUGCCUGUUGCUAGUUGUGCCGGGCCGGAGCCACAGCAGCCCACUUCCGACAGAGCCGCCCCAGAAGCGGCAAUGGAAGAAACUCCCCCGGCUGGUGCUGGCCCCACUUUGGAUCUGAACAACCCAGACAGAUACUGCGAGCUCUGCUGUGCCUUCUUUAAUAGCCCGUUCAUGGCGCAGCAGCACUAUGUGGGCAAGAAGCACAAGCGGAGCGAGACUCGGAAGAAGAUCCUGGAAGAGAUUGGGCAGAAGACCCUCCCUGCCGAGUCUACGAGCAGUGCACUUGGUGUGGGUAACUACAUAUGUCCCAUUUGUAGUAUCACCCUUACAUCUAUAGAAAUGUACCAGUCCCACAUGCAAGGAAAUAAACAUCAGAUUAAAGAAUCUCUGGUUGUCAACCUGAUGAAGAACUCAAAGAGAACCUUUCACUCUUUCCAAGAUGAGCUGGCUGACUACAUCCAGGUGCAGAAAGCCCGAGGGCUGGAGCCCAAGACUUACUUCAGGAAAAUGGCCGAGGAUCACUUUGAGAUGGACAAGUACAAGGAAGAUCAGGACGCCAGGCCCCAGGGCACGCUGGUGGCCUUUGAACAGAGACUCCCACCCGAGACCUUCCAGGCCUGCCCCGGAACCUACGCCCUCACACGCACAGUGGAGAACACUCUGUCUCAUUGGUCACCCGUCCAUGACAGCCGGCUCCGACUGGAAUCUUUCGGCCAAGGCCAGCCCAGCAAGGAAGAGUUCUCAGAAAAAUUCACAGCCUUGGGGCCCACUCAGCAGGACGAUAACUCGGGGCCGUCCAGCAUCUCCUCGGACAACAGCAUCAAUUCCUACCAAGCAGGUCAUAAACCCAAAGGGACUCAUCGGAGGAAGAGACAUUUAAGGGAGGACGGAGAAGACCGGCCAAAUGAGGAAGAGAAGAGGAAGAAAAAUGUGGAGGACAAGGACUCGGGCAAAGACCACAAGGCUGUCCGGAGGAGGAAGGCGGAGGCAGAUGGCACCAGCGUAGGGAAACCGAAGCACAGGAAAGAGAAAAGGAAUCGGGAAAUAGCCACUGACAAAGAAGACCGGAGACACCGGAAGGAGAAGAAGGAGCCUCUGCCCAGGAGGACAGAGGAGGAGAUGCUGUGGGACGAGUCCAUCCUGGGCUUCUGAGGCCACUGCUCUGACAUCAGGUGCCAGAUGCUAGUGGCCCUGGAUGCCCAUCGCAAGGCCGUCUGAAGGUGUUCGGCCUGUUCUCCAGCACUUUAAAAUGAGGAGAAAUGACUUCUCUUAACGUUUUCUAAAAAUGAUUUCAUGAAAAUGCCUUGUUUUUUCCAGGUAAUGCUGCUUCAUUUUGUACGGAAGACUACUUUUCUUCUUUCUCUUCUUUGAGUUAUCCUUUAUUUCAAAUGACCUUUCUGAAUGUCUUUCUUGAUUAGGUUCCUGUUGGUUUGGGUUAAGAUUUGGUGUUUUGUUUUUGCUUUGUUGUUUGUUUGUUUGUUUUUUUAAGAGAAUAUACAAAAACAGUGUAGAAUUAUUUUUCCCCAUGUUUAGACUUAAUUUACAGUAUGUUUUCCAGAUGUGGAAGUAUAAAAUGACAUAGGCUAAACUCAGAUAUACAUAGUUUAAAAUGUUCUCAAGUAAAUAAUACUAAUCAGAAUUCAUUUUACAUUCAGGAAGUGUUCAUAUUAAAAAUAUUCUAAUUUUACAUGCUGUUCUAUAUAAAUUGUGUUCCCUUUAUAAUAUAGUUGUAUCUUUCAUUGAAUGAUUUGUACUUAGUACUUCAUACCUCCGUUAUGUGGCCACAAUGGCUACUGCUGACCACGGCUGGUAAGGAAGAAGGAAGUGCCUGAGCAGGGAAUCAUUGAUUGAUUAGAGGACUCUCUUGCUUAAGGAAUUGCUUUCUACCUCAGGAAACAUGGACAUUCUCUCACCCAAAGUCAUUCCUCUUGCUUCAUGGAAUAUAGAUCAGACUGUCCAGGCACCUGAAAUGAGGUGGUGGCACCUUGGGCUGCCCUCACCAGCAGUCUGACCCAAUGGAGAUGGAGGGGAGGCAGCUACUGACUCUUCACCAAGAGCGUGGUGUAGCUUCCAUAUCGUGCUUAGGUCCUGCUCAAUCCCUGGAUAAAUAAACAAAGCCCAGGUAUGAAAGGCA